Messenger RNA from Tripterygium wilfordii, 1755 nucleotides. RefSeq names its product serine carboxypeptidase 1-like. Lineage: Eukaryota; Viridiplantae; Streptophyta; Magnoliopsida; Celastrales; Celastraceae. Bases 1 to 1755 code for a protein of 584 amino acids. The record is from RefSeq and is a predicted model, not a curated record. The transcript is spliced from 10 exons. Gene Ontology annotation, biological process: proteolysis. Gene Ontology annotation, molecular function: serine-type carboxypeptidase activity. Gene Ontology annotation, cellular component: vacuole.
AUGGAUGACGUUAAGGUCGAGAGUUCGAACCAACAAAGAGUAUUUCCUUGUUACAUGAGCUUGUCCACUUUCGAGAUGUGGUUAGGAGCCCUAUCUCACCCACAUGGGUUUCAAUCCAAUUUCGUCUAUCGUGAGCUUGUUACGAACUGUUCUGAUGGCCCGAAGCUUAUGCCCACUCAUCUGUUGAAACUCCAAACUCCAAAGGGCAUGUUGCAUUGGGUGGUUCUUCAAUUACCAAAAAUAAAAACUAUUGGUCCGGCAGAUACAAAAGAAGAGAAAGUAAUUAAAUACUUCCAAAGCAAUAAGCAUCCGGCAAAUACUACAUUGUUAAGAAACCAAGCUUUUCUUAUAUGUUGCGAAGCCAACCAGGGUGAGACGCUAUACAAAUUUCUGGAAUUCAAAAGAUCAGAAUAUCGUUCUCUUGCACAUCCUUGGCAAGAGUUACAUGCCGCAAAAAACUACUCCAAUGUGUACAUUGGCCCUCAAGAAGGCUUGAUGCAAUUGAACAAGAUUUAUGCGUUGCCGGGGCAACCAAUUGGUGUGGAUUUUGAGCAGUAUGCAGGCUAUGUCACAGUAGAUCCACAAGCGGGCAGAGCACUCUUUUAUUACUUUGUUGAGUCCCCACAAAACUCUUCGACCAAGCCAUUGGUUUUGUGGUUAAAUGGAGGACCUGGAUGUUCUUCAUUUGGGUAUGGAGCAAUGACUGAACUAGGGCCCUUCAGAGUAAAUAGUGAUGGCAAAACAUUGUUCCGCAACGACUAUGCAUGGAACAACGUGGCAAAUGUAAUAUUCUUGGAAUCACCAGCAGGGGUAGGCUUUUCUUAUUCAAAUACACGAUCUGAUUAUAACCGCUCCGGAGAUAAAACUACCGCAGCUGAUGCCUAUACCUUUCUUGUCAACUGGCUUGAAAGGUUCCCACAAUACAAAUCCCGAGAUUUUUACAUUACAGGAGAGAGCUAUGCUGGUCAUUAUGUGCCUCAGCUUGCGUAUACCAUUAUGCUCAACAACAAAUACACGCAACAAACUGUCAUUAAUCUCAAAGGCAUUGCUAUCGGAAAUGCAUGGAUUGAUGAUUAUACGAACAUCAAAGGGAUCUUUGAUCAUUGGUGGACACAUGCCUUGAUCUCAGAUCAAACCAUUGAAGCCAUCCACCAGUAUUGUGAUUUUGCGAAAGAAGUAUAUUCAAAUGAAUGUAUGUACUAUACAGAAAAGGCCUCAAACGAGACGGGAGACAUUGAUAUUUACAAUAUCUAUGCUCCACUUUGCCUUAAACCUUCAUCGAAGAAAGGCUCAACCGGUUCUGUCCAUGAUAAUGAUCCUUGUUCAGACUUCUACGUCGAGUCUUAUUUGAACACUCCAGAGGUGCAAAUGGCACUCCACACAAAUAAGAUAACAUGGAGCGGCUGCAGCGGAAAAAUCACGAAAUGGAUUGAUAGUCCAACAACUAUCCUACCCAUCAUUAAGAACCUCAUGAGGGAUGGCAUGAGAGUGUGGAUAUAUAGCGGAGAUCUAGAUGCUCAAGUGCCAAUUACAUCAUCCAGGUAUUCAAUAGACAGCCUCAAUCUUCCUAUCAAGACUGCUUGGCAUCCUUGGAACAUCAAUAACGAGGUUGGAGGGUAUGUAGUUGCAUAUGAAGGGUUGACGUUAGCUACAGUUAGAGGAGCAGGGCUCAUGGUUCCAAGAGAUCAACCGGAACGUGCACUCACCAUGUUUUCAUCAUUCCUUAAAGGAAGUCUCCCUCUUUCUGCACCAUGA